AUGGCCCUGAAAUUGGGAGCAUCUGUGGGCGAGGUGAUUGAGGUUGAUUUUGGAGUCAAUGACAGUUGGAUGGGGCCUUUUCUUCGUAUCCGAAUUGGAUUGGACAUCACGAAGCCCCUCCGGCGUGGUGUCAAAAUCAAGCAGAGAGUGUCGGAUGUUGGGAUUUGUCGGGAUGUUUUGGGGGAGAUUGGUGUGGAGGUUAUUAAUCGGCAAAAUCAGCUGCUUCUAAAGUGGUUCAGUCAUGAAAAGGUGGAACUGGCUUUCCGUCAGAUUGGGCCCCAUAAGGCUUCUGGGCCUGAUGGCUUCUCCGGGGCUUUCUAUAGAUCUUUUUGGGAUGUAGUGGGGCUGGAUGUUAUCCAUUGCUGUUUAGAGGUUUUAAAUAACAUGGUGUCACCGGCUCCUCUUAACGAGACUCUGAUUGCGUUGAUUCCAAAAGUAGAGUGUCCUUGGAGGAUCACCGAAUUCAGACCUAUAUCGCUAUGCAAUGUUUGUUAUAAGAUUAUCUUGAAGGCUAUUGUGAAUCGUAUGAAGCGCUUACUAGGAUUGAUCAUUUCUUGUAAUCAGAGUGCAUUUGUUCCAGGGAGAUGUGUGGUUGAUAAUGCGAUCAUCGGGUAUGAGUGUGUCCACUCCAUUAGGAGUGAUGCGUCGUAUGGGUUUUGCUGGUGCAUGGGUGGAGCUGAUUAUGCCUUAGGGUUUGUCCUGUUUGCUGUAGAGGGCGGUUUGUCGGAAGCUUCUCUCGGGGUUCACCUUAUCUCGGGGGGUCCUCAUAUAUCCCAUUUAUUUUUUGCUGAUGAUAGUCUGUUUUUCUUUCGCGCGUCGACAGUGGAAGCAGACAGAGUAAAAGGUAUUCUUGGUGCUUAUGACCAAGCCUCAGGCCAAACCAUUAAUUUUGAAAAAUCUGUCACUUCUUUUAGCCCAAAUACCCCACUUUCUGUAAUGAUUGUUGUUGAGUCAUCCAUUGGGUUGGAAGGGGUGCCUUUUUUUCAAUUUGUGGGAAGGAAGUACUCCUUAAAGGCCAUAAUCCAAGCUAUUCCAUCUUACUCAAUGAAUUGCUUUAAGCUCCCUGUUGGUCUUUUGCAUGAUACUAGUAUGGCGAUGGCCCGUUUUUGGUGGGGCGAAUUUAAUGAGGAUAAUCGUAUACAUUGGGGGUGGAGAAUCAUGAGGGAUUCAUCUUCUUUACUGGCUUUAGCUCUGAAAGGUCGGUAUUUUAAAAACAAAACGUUUUUGGAUGCAGAUGUUGGUUCCAAUCCAUCAUAUAUCUGGCGGAGCUUAUUACGGGGACGAUCAAUCCUUCAGUCUGGGCUUAGAUGGCGGGUUGGAGAUGGUUUGAAUGUUCCCAUUUAUGGCUCAAACUGGAUCCCGAGAGAUGGUAACUUACAUGUGCAUUCUCCUCCUCGCCUCCCUUUGUCUAGCAUAGUUUCUACUCUCAUAAGUGCUUCUGGAGGUUGGAAUGAGGGGAUUAUUCGUGGUGCUUUUGAUGAAGGUGAGGCGAGUUUGAUCUUGCGUAUUCCGGUUGGAGUUGACACGACGAGUGAUAUGCGAAUCUGGCAUUAUGAUUCGAAGGGGUUGUUUACGAUCAAAAGCAGAUAUUGGGUCGACCAAUCUCGACUUCUUUGCCGGGUUUCGUCGGCAUCCAGCUCAGAUGUGAGAAGUGAGGAUCUCCUUCAUACGCUCUGGUUCUGUAAAGUGGUUGUUCGAGUUUGGAAGGCGUCCAGGGUCCGUUACCAAUUACCGCAGGUGGUAAGGUCGACGAUUAUGACUUUCUUGUGGGAUUGUAAGGAGGUUUUGGAUUGGGAUGAUAUGAGAGAGCUAGCUGUGAUCCUUUGGGCUAUUUGGAGUUUGAGGAACGAUUGGGUUUUCAAUAAGGUGAGCAGGCAUGUUCCAGAGGAUAUUGGAAGCUGGGCAGCGGCUUUUAUGCAAGAAUUUCGUCGCGCAAACGCUCGUACUCUGGAUGACAUUUCUUGUCAUGUUUCUGCCUCCUUCGCCUGUUUGUUGGAGACCUCCUCCGGAAGAGAUUGUCGGGGUCAGGUGAUGCUCUCGGCUGCGACAAGGGUGUUGGAUAUGGCAAAUGUAGAUCUAGCAGAGGCGUCGGCGGCUAAAUGGGGUCUUGAUCUGGCGCGGGAUAUGGGUCUCAAUUCUAAAGAUGGACUCCCUUCGGAUUGUCCAAUCGCUGCAGUCGGUUGA
Momordica charantia (bitter melon) is the source of this 2184-nucleotide messenger RNA. Lineage: Eukaryota; Viridiplantae; Streptophyta; Magnoliopsida; Cucurbitales; Cucurbitaceae. The record is from RefSeq and is a predicted model, not a curated record.